AUGGCGACGAAGUCCACGUGGCGCGUCGUCAUUAGCCUACCCAAGGCCUUCCCGCAUACAAUCACCCACAAAUCCUGCUACCUCCGAGAGCAAUGGCAGCUGCUACUAUCGCAGCGGGCCGCCAUAGCGUCAACGGCUCAAUUUCCCGCCGUUCGGCCGCAAUGUCACGCGCAACGGUCCGAAUUUCAGGCUCGCGCCGCUCUCUGUUCCGUGCACGCGUUUGACUCGUCGUCCCACGAUCCCUCGCUGCAGCCGCAGCCGUCGUUCCAACCGCGCGGCAUUGUGUGGGGGGCAAGCGUCGCGCGAUUGACGGAAAACGUCAGCCACACCCAGUGCCUCGUAUCCUGUGACGCGUCCGCCUCUAGCGAGUACUCCACCAGCAGCGGCAGCGGCUCGGACACGGAGGAUGACGUCAGCAGGGGCGGCAGGUCGGGCGGCAAGGCGCGGCUGCCGGCGCGGAUGGCUGUGAAGGCGGAGUUCCUGCAGGCGAGAGAGGCGGAGGCUGCUGUGGAGGACGAUGGGCCUAUCCCGCGCAUCACUGAAGACAAGGUGACUCUCAGCUUCGCACGCAGCGGGGGUCCCGGAGGGCAGAACGUCAAUAAACUGAACACCAAGGUGGACAUGCGAUUCAACGUGCUCGAUGCUGAUUGGCUGCCAGAACGGAUAAGAUGGAAGAUUCUCGAGCAGGAGAAGAAUCGGGUCAACAGCGACGGGGAGAUUGUGGUAGCGUCUACACGCACACGAACACAGAAGGGCAACAUUGAAGAUGCGCUUGCAAAGCUUCAGAAAAUCAUAGAUGCAGCGGCCUAUGUCCCCCCACCACCAUCAGAGGAGAAGAAGGCCCGCAUUAAGAAGCUAGCUAAGGCAGAGAACGAGAGGCGGCUACAGGACAAGAAGCUCAAGUCCAGUAAAAAGUCAGACAGACGCAACAAGGGCAGCUGGGACUGA
This is a messenger RNA of Closterium sp. Yama58-4, 948 nucleotides long. The record is from the annotation of a GenBank genome assembly. NCBI's taxonomy places the organism in Eukaryota, Viridiplantae, Streptophyta, Zygnematophyceae, Desmidiales, Closteriaceae.